Messenger RNA from Amoebophrya sp. A25, 333 nucleotides. The record is from the annotation of a GenBank genome assembly. NCBI's taxonomy places the organism in Eukaryota, Dinophyceae, Syndiniales, Amoebophryaceae.
AUGUUGAUACGAAUUAAUCACGUUUGCGAAUUUAUGUUUAUUAUCCUCGCCCGUAGUUCUCCUUCUGCUCGUCCCGUGCAACCAUUCGAAAAUGAUAGUGAGCAUUUCAUCCGCCGACCAACGCCCGUGAAUGCCUCUGAGUCUAAGGUCACCUUACCUCCCCAAAUUCAUUUACUUAUCCAUCUCGUUUUCCCUGAUUCCAAUUCCAUAUUUCAAGUUCAACAGUUGUUUUUAUCAGCUGGAAGAACAUUGCAGUCAAAUAAAAGUGCACGCAAAAAUGCGAAUGUGUGUUCGGAUAUUAACGAUUAUAGGCUAGCGUCGAAGAGAUGUUGA